This is a messenger RNA of Lactuca saligna, 468 nucleotides long. NCBI's taxonomy places the organism in Eukaryota, Viridiplantae, Streptophyta, Magnoliopsida, Asterales, Asteraceae. The record is from the annotation of a GenBank genome assembly.
AUGGAAAUUCUAGAGGUCGUGUUAAGUGAUGAUAGUGGAGAUGCUUUCUAUAGUCAAAAUGGAGAUGGUCAUGAUUAUUGUGGAGAUGAUUCUGAUGAUAGUGACUACAUUGUACAUGAGUCUAACUUGCAAUUUGAUGUAGAUGUAGAUAUGAGUGAAUUCCAAAGUGAUGUGGAUGUAGAUGAAUAUGUAAUUUUAAACAAGCAAAUCAAAACUGUAGGGAAUGACAUGGUUCAUGAAGAGUUGGUAGUUAUUCAAAGUGAUGAUUAUCAGUUUGCAGGAUUUUAUGAAGAUGAAAGGAAAAUAAUGCUUAAGGAGAUGAGUAGUUCAACUUCAUGCUCACAUGGGGAGAUCCAUUUAAAACCGUAUAGAGUGGGACAAUGUUUCAAAAAAAAAGAAGGAAGUUGUGGAUUACAUGCAUUCACAUGUUGUAAAAACAAUGAGGUCCCUAUACUUAGCAAAAAAUGA